AUGCAACUAAUGAAGUUAUACUCUGAAUUGGGAAGAAUUUAUUAUAUGACGAAACAUUUUGAUAGUGCAUUGGAAAAUUAUACAAAAUCACUUCAAUUAAGAUUGAGAAUUUUACCAGUUGACGAUUUGAAAUUUAUAGAAAUCUACGAGAAUCUUGAUGAUCUCUAUUAUCAAAAACAGAAUUCGAAUAAUCGAAUGAACAUUUCAAUUGAUGAUCGUCUGCACAGUGAACGCUUUACUUCAUUGACAUAUUAUACGAUUGGACAUGUUUUCAAUCAAAUGAAUAAUUAUAAAAAAGCAUUGUUUUAUUAUGAAAAUGCUCACCGUAUUGAAUUACAAAUGUCAACACCGAAUCCUUUAGAUAUUGACGAGUAUAAAGAGAUUAAUACAUCAAAUUUUUCAAUAAUUAUUCGUAAAUUAUUUAAUGAUAAUAUUAUUCGUCGUUGUGGUUUAUUUGGUCAUAGAUUUUGUCGUACAUCUAUGGAAUUAUAUAUUGAACGUUUCUUAACAUUUUUUUCUGAAACACAAUCUCAAAUCAAUGUUGAAGUUAGGGAUGUUAUGGUAGCAUUAAGUUAA
Molecule: messenger RNA, 576 nt
Organism: Rotaria sp. Silwood2
Lineage: Eukaryota; Metazoa; Rotifera; Eurotatoria; Philodinida; Philodinidae
Source: the annotation of a GenBank genome assembly